CUAUCUCAUGUGUUUUUGGUCUACAGGGGCCUUGUCGCGUCAUCUCUGCUUGUAUUCAGGAGACGUUAUAAACAUAUUCACGCAGUGAGUCACAUCUGAAGGAGCAGCAAGGCGGUAGCGGUGCUGUGUUGAGGGGAAGAAAUGGCCGGAAAUGAUUGGAUUAACAGCUACUUGGAAGCGAUACUGGAUGUCGGGCCGGGGCUAGAUGAUACCAAAUCGUCUCUGCUGCUCAGGGAGAGGGGCAGGUUCAGCCCUACCCGUUACUUCGUCGCCGAAGUGAUCACUGGCUUCGAUGAGACUGAUCUUUACCGAUCUUGGGUCCGAGCACAAGCAACUCGGAGCCCCCAAGAGAGGAAUACAAGGUUAGAGAACAUGUGCUGGCGGAUUUGGAAUCUGGCUCGCCAGAAAAAGCAGUAUGAGGGAGAGCAAGCUCAGAGGUUGGCAAAACGCCGCCAAGAACUUGAGAAGGGUCGCAAAGAGGCUGUAGCUGACAUGUCAGAGGACUUAUCAGAAGGAGAGAAAGGGGACGCAGUCAAUGAUGUUUCAGCUCAUGGUGAAAGCACAAGAGGCCGGUUACCUAGAAUUAGUUCUGCAGAGACAAUGGAGAAUUGGGCCAAUCAACAAAAGGGCAAGAAGUUGUAUAUUGUACUUAUAAGCUUACAUGGUUUAAUACGAGGUGAGAAUAUGGAGCUUGGGCGUGACUCUGAUACUGGCGGUCAGGUAAAGUAUGUUGUCGAACUUGCAAGAGCGUUAGGCUCUAUGCCUGGUGUAUAUAGGGUUGACCUUCUCACAAGACAAGUAUCGUCUCCAGAAGUUGAUUGGAGUUAUGGUGAACCCACAGAAAUGUUGACCCCAUUAAGUUCCGAGGGAUCAAUGCCUGAGAUGGGGGAGAGCAGUGGUGCUUAUAUAAUACGGAUUCCAUUUGGACCAAGAGAUAAAUAUAUUCCUAAGGAAAACCUAUGGCCUUACAUCCCUGAAUUUGUUGAUGGAUCUCUUAACCACAUUAUUCAAAUGUCAAAAGUUCUAGGAGAGCAAAUUGGCAGCGGGCGUGCUGUGUGGCCUGUUGCUAUACAUGGGCAUUAUGCAGAUGCUGGUGACUCUGCUGCUCUUCUGUCAGGUGCUUUGAAUGUGCCAAUGCUCUUCACUGGUCACUCACUUGGACGAGAUAAGUUGGAACAACUGUUGAGAGUAGGUCGGUUGUCAAAGGAUGAGAUAAACUCAACCUACAAAAUAAUGCGUAGGAUAGAGGCAGAGGAGUUAUCUCUUGAUGCUUCUGAAAUUGUCAUAACUAGCACACGGCAGGAGAUAGAGGAGCAGUGGCGUUUGUAUGAUGGGUUUGAUCCAAUUCUAGAGCGUAAACUUCGUGCUAGGAUCCGGCGUAAUGUCAGCUGCUAUGGCAGGUUUACGCCACGCAUGGCUGUGAUUCCACCUGGGAUGGAGUUUCAUCAUAUUGUUCCUCACGAAGGUGAUUUGGAUUUUGAAACAGAUGGAGCAGAAGAUGGAAAAUAUCCUGCUAUUUGGACAGAGAUAAUGCGGUUCUUCUCAAAUCCAAGGAAGCCUAUGAUUCUUGCCCUUGCCAGGCCUGAUCCUAAAAAGAACCUCACCACUUUAGUAAAGGCGUUUGGCGAAUGUCGUCCAUUGAGGGAGCUUGCUAACUUGACUCUUAUAAUGGGUAAUCGUGACAACAUUGACGAAAUGUCAAACACCAAUGCAUCAGUUCUUCUUUCUAUACUGAAGAUGAUAGACAAGUAUGAUCUUUAUGGCCAAGUGGCUUAUCCGAAACAUCACAAGCAGUCUGAUGUUCCCGUUAUAUAUCGUCUUGCUGCAAAGACAAAGGGUGUUUUCAUAAAUCCAGCUGUUAUUGAGCCUUUUGGACUGACUCUGAUUGAGGCUGCAGCACAUGGUCUUCCUAUGGUUGCCACAAAAAAUGGUGGGCCCGUGGAUAUACAAAGGGUUCUUGACAAUGGUCUGCUUGUUGAUCCCCAUGAUCAGCAGGCUAUUGCUGAUGCACUUCUGAAAUUGGUUGCAGAAAAGCAACUGUGGGCUAAAUGCCGGGCAAAUGGUUUGAAAAAUGUACAUCUUUAUUCAUGGCCAGAGCAUUGUAGAAAUUACCUUUCUCGAAUAGCAGGUUGCAAGCCAAGGCAACCAUGCUGGCUGAGAAAUGCCGACGAUGAAGAAAACUCAGAAUCAGAGUCACCUAGUGAUUCUUUGAGGGAUAUCCAGGAUAUAUCUUUGAAUUUAAAAUUUUCACUGGAUGGUGAUAAAAAUGAGGGUACUGAUACCUUUUUCGAUUCUGAUGAUCGAAAGAGUAAGUUAGAGAAUGCUGUAUUGGCUUGGUCCAAGGGUGUGAAAGGCACAAUCAAACCUGGGUCAAUAGAUAAAACAGAUCAAAGUUCUAGUGCUGGUAAGUUCCCAUCACUGAGGAGAAGGAAGCAGAUCUUUGUUAUAGCUGUGGACUGUGAUACUAGCACAGGUCUGUUUGAAAAUGUAAGAAAGAUAUUUGCGGCCGUGGAAGCCGAAAGGAUGGAAGGAUCUAUAGGGUUCAUAUUGGCCACAUCAUUCAGUAUGUCAGAAGUGCACUCUUUCUUGGUUUCCGAGGGCAUGAGGCCUACUGAUUUUGAUGCUUUCAUUUGCAAUAGUGGAGGUGAUCUUUAUUAUUCGUCAUUACACUCUGAAGAUAAUCCGUAUGUGGUUGACUUGUACUACCAUUCUCACAUUGAAUAUCGCUGGGGCGGUGAUGGGUUGAGGAAGACUCUAGUUCGUUGGGCGACUUCCCUUUCUCAUAAGGGUGAAAAUGAAGAAAGUAUUGUUGUUGAAGAUGAAAAGAACUCAGCUGGCUACUGCUACAAUUUUAAAGUUCGCAAGUCCGGGAAGAUUCCUCCUUAUAUGGAGCUUAGGAAGCUGAUGAGAAUUCAGGCUCUCCGUUGUCACGUUGUCUACUGUCAGAAUGGUAGCAGAAUCAACGUGAUUCCAGUGCUGGCCUCACGCUCCCAAGCAAUCAGGUACUUGUAUCUGCGGUGGGGAAUGGACUUGUCAAAGUUGGUGAUCUUCGUUGGUGAAAGCGGGGACACCGACUAUGAAGGAUUGCUUGGGGGCUUAAGGAAAGCCGUGAUUCUGAAAGGCAUCUGCAGCAGUUCUAACAACCAGCUCCUUUCUCAUAGGAACUACCCACUCACAGAUGUAGUUCCUUACGACAGCCCAAAUGUUUUCCAGACAAGUGAAGAAUGCGACACAUCUGAGCUUCGUGUGAUGUUAGAGGAGAAGCUCUGUGUUCUGAAAGGAUGAGGAAAUCUUUUCCUUUCUCCUCGAAAAAAGAAAAUAUUUCAUUUUGAGAUAAAAGUGAAAUAUUUUCAAAAAAAGAAAUAGAAUAAAUUUAUGUGCUGCCCAUGGGGAUAUUAAACAAAACACUUUUCUUUUGUCAUAGUUCUUGAGAACUUGCUCAAGGCUUCUAUGAUUUUGUUGUAUUUAUUAAACACCCAUCUUUGCCCCUCUAUCUUGCUCGCUCACUACAAGCCAUUCUUUUUAUGUACAGUAAAUUUAGAUAUGGUUAUAGGCAUUCGUUUGGCUUGAAUAAUGUGAGGGGACUUCUGGUCCUAAGUAGUUUGUGAAUUCAAACUUCUGACUUUGAGCGAGCAGUUGCACUGGCCUUUGCGUAUGUAUAUAAUAUACUUUAUGUGGUUUAUACUGCAAUACCAGGGUCACGAGUUGCUGGGUAAAUUUGUAUCAUAGUCCAGUUAAUGUUCAAUGAUGGUUAUUCCUAUUAUUGUGUCAG
Molecule: messenger RNA, 3772 nt
Organism: Cuscuta europaea
Lineage: Eukaryota; Viridiplantae; Streptophyta; Magnoliopsida; Solanales; Convolvulaceae
Source: the annotation of a GenBank genome assembly